Molecule: messenger RNA, 894 nt
Organism: Diaporthe amygdali
Lineage: Eukaryota; Fungi; Ascomycota; Sordariomycetes; Diaporthales; Diaporthaceae
Product: short-chain dehydrogenase reductase 2
Exons: 3
Coding region: 1-894 (297 amino acids)
Molecular function (GO): oxidoreductase activity, acting on the CH-OH group of donors, NAD or NADP as acceptor
Source: RefSeq, a predicted model, not a curated record
AUGGCCAGUGUAGCGAGAACAAUCGCUCCAGUAGCCCUUAUAGCGGCCCUACUAUACGUUCCUGCAGAUCUAGUCGAACAACACUUGGGCGCCGACUUCGCGCAAAACACUUUCCCUCGCCUCGUCCAACCCAUCCUGAAAGCUCUUGUUGGGCUGGGCAUAGCCAGGACGCUGAACCGUGCUCUCAACGCACUCGCCACAAACAACUGGCGUAUAUUUUCCUCCCCGCUCGCGGGAAUAUGGGACUGGCCCAAGGAAAUCGCCGUCGUGACAGGAGGGUGCAGUGGGAUCGGUCUGGCUUUGGUCGAGGGUCUUGCGGCCAGAGGGGUCAGAGUCGCCGUAUUAGAUGUUAAUGAGCCUCCACCAGCCGUGGCAUCCAACCCGAAGGUCACUUAUUUUAACUGCGAUGUUACCUCUCUGCAACAAGUCGCCGAGACGGCCAACGCUAUACGCAAGAUCAUGGACGGCGAUCCAACGAUCUUAAUCAACAACGCUGGCAUUGCGCGAUUCAACUCGGUGCUCGACAUUCCAGAGCAUUCUUUACGGCAAGUUGUUGGAGUCAACCUGAUGGCAUUGUGGUUUACUACAAAACAGUUCUUGCCGGCAAUGAUCAAGAACAACAAGGGGCACAUUAUAACCGUUGCAAGUCUGGCGAGCUUCGUAGCGUUGCCGAUGAGUAUUGAGUACAGCGCCACCAAGGCUGGGGCGCUGGCUUUCCAUGAGGGCCUGGCGUGUGAGAUCAAACAUCUGUACAAAGCUCGCGGUAUCAAAACGAGUGUAGUGCACCCAAACUUCCUCUUUGUUGAGCUGCAGUUCUCGAGACAAGAACUGGGCAUAUGUGACUAUACCGCACGCCACGCGGAUCGAGAGAACACAGAAGAUGAUGACAAUUGA